Triplophysa rosa is the source of this 4679-nucleotide messenger RNA. It is a transcript of the gene trhr2, whose product is annotated as thyrotropin releasing hormone receptor 2. Gene Ontology annotation, biological process: phospholipase C-activating G protein-coupled receptor signaling pathway. The record is from RefSeq and is a predicted model, not a curated record. Gene Ontology annotation, molecular function: thyrotropin-releasing hormone receptor activity. Gene Ontology annotation, cellular component: membrane. The transcript has 4 exons. Lineage: Eukaryota; Metazoa; Chordata; Actinopteri; Cypriniformes; Nemacheilidae. The coding region runs from base 476 to 1945 and encodes 489 amino acids.
CUUCACAUCACUGCAUUCUGUUUUGAUCUGGGGUUUACUGCCGAGACUGCUUUUGGUGUUUUUGAGUGCAUCGAUUUCACACAACAAGAAUUAUGUCUGGCUGAUCAAUUGGACGGUCGAUUGUAUUAACAGGAGAAAAAAAGACACUACAGGAAAAAUUACCCUCUGGAUUUAAACGAGACGCCUUUAAUGGAAAGAUACGCUUACAAUUCAACACUGAAGAAAUAAUGGGUUGCGGGCUGCAGAGGAACAUAAUUUUAAAGUCAAAGCCAAGAAAAUUAAACAACAUACGUAAUAAGAGAAAAGACCGUCAAUAGAAGCUGGAACAGAAUAGAUAAUUCUUUUGAACAUCAGUCCAUGUUCUUUUAAUUCUCCACCAGCUUGUUUCUUUCUUCUGUGCCUGCCUGUUAUUGUGUUCAGCUUCAGAUUUAACACGCAUAUGUAAAGAGUCAUACACACAUCAAGAACACUAAUCAUGCAAGAAAAUGUGAGCUCCAGAAUGGACACCCCCACCAACAUCUCCCUGGUGGGACCCGGGGAUGCCGUUUCGGAGUCCCUGGAGUACAAAACAGUCUCUGUGUUCCUGGUGUUGCUGGUCUGUGGGGUGGGAAUUGUGGGAAACAUCAUGGUUGUGCUGGUGGUUCUUACCACCCGACAUAUGCGUACACCCACCAACUGCUAUCUGGUGAGCUUGGCGGUGGCAGACCUGAUGGUUCUUGUGGCUGCGGGUUUGCCGAACAUCUCGGAGAGCCUGAUGGCCACCUGGGUGUUUGGGCACGCUGGGUGCUUGGGCAUCACCUACUUUCAGUACCUUGGCAUUAAUGCAUCCUCCUGUUCGAUCACAGCCUUCACUGUAGAAAGGUACAUCGCCAUAUGUCACCCAAUGAGAGCACAAACUGUCUGUACAGUAUCUCGAGCCAAACGCAUCAUUGCCGGAGUGUGGAUCUUCACCUGUGUCUACUGCAUGCUUUGGCUCUUUCUAGUGGACAUCCAGGUGAACCCAGACGGGCGUGUGCAGUGUGGUUACCGUGUCUCUCGAGACCUCUACCUACCCAUCUACCUUAUCGACUUUACCAUCUUUUACGUCAUCCCACUACUUCUGGCCAUUGCCCUUUACGGUCUGAUCGCCCGGAUUCUUUAUCUGAACCCUCUUCCCCACCCACCAGACUCGGGCACCGUAACUGCACCCACUCUCAGGAGGAGCUGCAAAGAUCCAGCAGACGCCGGUAAAGCAGGCCGCCAAGGACGCCCGAAGAGCGCGGUCUCCUCCCGGAAGCAGGUCACCAAGAUGCUUGCAGUGGUGGUCGUGUUGUUCGCCCUGCUGUGGAUGCCGUACAGAACCCUGGUGCUCAUUAACUCCUUCGUGAGCACGCCUUACCUGGACUCCUGGUUCCUGCUCUUCUGCAGGACCUGCAUAUAUGCCAACAGUGCCAUCAACCCUGUGGUGUACAACCUGAUGUCCCAGAAGUUUCGUUCGGCCUUCCGUGGGCUGUACCGCUGCCACAGAGAGGACGGGCAUCAGCGGACGCUCUCCAUGCUCCAGAGUGGAUACAGCCUGGGAAGAGACCCCAGAUCGUGGAAUAACGUCAAUGGCACCAGAGACACACCCAAAAAAUUUGGUUUAGCCUCUCCUGGUUAUAAACCAAACAGACCUGGGAACGACAAAACGCAAAUUAGUGAUGAUGCAAAAAACAAGGUAGAUCCAAACAUAAACAAGAAUGAUGUGUUGAACGGUAACAUAGAUACCGCGACAGAUAAAAGCCAAACCUCAGAAGACCAAGAGAUGUCUACAGUUGAGAAUGUGAGCAAGAUUAACGACAAUGGGACAAAUAUAAAGGAAAGCGAGGUUAUUCAGGAUAUUGUUGCUGACAUGGGCAGCACAGAGCAGACGUUGGAAUCCAAAACUGAUCAGAAUGACCAAGAGCUGAUUCACAGCAAAGUGUAGAUCACUGCUAAACAUUUACUUUCACGUCAUGCUAUCCAACAGAAAAGAAGAGAAAUUGGAAUGCGUGUCCUUGCAGCCGUCAUCUUCUCUCAGCAGUAGACGUGGCGAGACUAAGGCCACUCUCGCUUCAUAAUUUACAAGUGGAACCAUUUGGCAGUCAGCCGCAGCAACACAUGCCUCCUCUUCAGAGACACACAUGGGAGGGCUGCUCGGUUUGGUCAAAACAUCACUGAAUUUGAACUGCUAUAUAAAAAAUAUUAUUAACAGUUUGUACUGCUGCUGCUGCUUAGAUAUCAAGACUAAAAAUACAAAAAGGCAUAAAGCACCCAUAAGAAAAAAACACAAAUGAGAUCGUUUUAACGGCUGUUUUUAAUUAAAUUUGCUUGAAUCUCUUCUCAGAUCCUGAGAGAAAAAACUCUUAUGUCGUGCCAGGCAAGCAACGCCUUUUGUCUCUAAAUUAAGUUAUGUUUCUAUCACGCUCUACCGCCAAAAGAAAUACUUACUUUUUGUGUGUGUUCACGUCUCCCUUAAAAGAAUUUACUACGUUUAUUUAAAAGAAUAAAAACACCCAAGACCCAAAAGUGAACUGUGUAGAACAUGACACAUCAAAAGAUGACACGAGAACACACAAACUAUAUAUUUAAUUCACUUGCAGUUUAAUAAUUGAACAGGGUUGUGUUUUUAAUUGUGUGCGUUCUUAGCCUUAGUGUGUUCUCUCAUCACAAAUGCUUAAACAACCUAUUUUUGGUCUUCAAGCUCUUCCAAAUGAAAAAUAAAUCAAUCUUACCAGUCCAUGGUUUUAAAGCACAGACGUCGAGUUUUAACAUUUAGAGGUGCUUUAGGACAUGAGGUCCAUUCAGAUGCUUUCAUCAACCAUAAGGCACACUUCUUCGUUGAAAUUUUUUCUAUGACACUUCUAUGACAUUUGCCAUAGCUGGCUGGCCGAAUGCCAUAUUGCUUGGAGAUGUUAAUGCCCAGCCAUUUGUUCCAUCACAAACUCAAAUACACUCGACUCCCUGUAUAUAUGCCCAGCAGUGUUGAGCUUUUAAGACCCUAUUUAUGGCCUCGUAAAGGUGAGUAGAGUAGGGCUUCUAUUUGUCAGGUGUAGUUAUUUUCAUGUAUUUAUGUGGAGCGCAGGGAGCAGCUUCCAAGCAGAACCGAUGCUUUCUGUUGAAGCGAGCAGAGACGUAACCAUAAAUCAUCUAAAAGCAGAACAUAUUCUUCUCUGCGGAGCGCGGUGAGACCGAAGAGGAAUUCUCGAAGAACUUUGUUGUUUAGCAAGCGCUGCUUUAUGCCUUUAAAUGUUUAUAGAGACUUAACAUUAGCAUGGUUUUUUGUUAUAAAUGAAAAUUCUUUGUCGCUGUCACUGUUUUGACUGUUAUCUUUAGAUGAAAUGUGAGGCCUGUGUUGUUAUUUUUGUGUGACAUGAAGUCUAACUGCUCUCUCUGAGGACAUGGUGAAGAAACAAGAAAGUGUUUUGUUGUUGCUGCACCAUUUUCAAGAUCAGUUGAAUUUGACAUUACUUUUUUGUGCUAUGAACCCUGCAGUUUUCUUUUCUUUCACAAGCACAUCUGUUCAAUUUUAGAUUGUUUUGGGUUUAUACGUCAUCAUGGUAAAGACAUGUGGGUGGUUGACAAAUAAAUGGUUAAUGUGAAAGAAAAUGUUUAUUAUGCUAUUAUGCUCUCUCUGAUAUUGUAAAUAUGAAUAAUAUAAAUUAAUAUUAUUAACAGUUUGUUUUCUAAAGUUUUGCUAUUUCACACCCACACAGUCUCAAAGCAGUUCGUGGCAUAGGCACAAAAUUUGGAAAAUUGAUUUGUGUUCGUGGACACGAUUUUCGCCUUUUUCAUGUCACUCAGCACGACUUUUAAUACACAGACCAUGUGUGUAUGUACAAUUAUAAAGGUUAUAACCUGAUAUUAAAAGAAGUCGUACAUAUUUUCACCCCAAACCCUAAAAUAACAGCCGCAAAGGCUAAUUUAGCUAAAAACGCGAGUUUCACGAGGUGGCACGAUAAAUGGCUACCCUAACCCCACCCCUAAACCGAAUGUCACGGGCAAAGUCAAGUCAUAAUAAAACAUACAAACCAGAUCGUAGGAAAAGGUAUGAAUUCCCAUCAGAUUGCGUUGGUAUAUAUUUAUAAAUUUGAAAGAUAUUGCGUAUUAAAAUACGUUAGAUUAAAAUGUCGUGCUGGGUGACACGAGAAAAGGGGGAAAUUCGUGUCCAUGAACACGGACAACAGUUUGUGACAAUGUCACGAGACUGUGUCAACAUAGGACACAUGUACGGUGUAUUUUUCAACCACCCAUGUAGAAACAACAAAUAUUGCUUAGCCUGUAGCCUAUAAUGCUUAGCCUAUGUGUUCUAUCCCACAAUGCUUUGCUAUUCCGAUUGCUGCUAUUUUUUUAACCUUUGUUUCCAUGCCAGAAGCUUUUCUUGACGUUGCUAGUUUGUGAGCCUCCAAAGCGUACUAUUGGCUUCUAUGAAUAUGUAAUCUGUUUUGAAAUCUGUGGUUUAUAUUGUGUUAGUAUUGUGAUAUGAAGCUUAUUUGCUUUUGGUUUGAAACUGUGUUUGUUCAUAUUCUAAUUGGAAGUUGAAAACAAUAACGUGCCAGUGAUCUGUGAGCCUGUUCAGUACAGUUUGUUGCUUAUUUUUCAAAUCAUAAAAUUACACAUAUACAUUUCUUUCCUUGCUGGUUUCAUCUGGCUUCCAAUGUGAAAAUUAAAGCUGGAUACAA